Dendronephthya gigantea is the source of this 2396-nucleotide messenger RNA. RefSeq names its product polypeptide N-acetylgalactosaminyltransferase 2-like. Gene Ontology annotation, cellular component: Golgi apparatus. The coding region runs from base 120 to 1859 and encodes 579 amino acids. Lineage: Eukaryota; Metazoa; Cnidaria; Anthozoa; Malacalcyonacea; Nephtheidae. The transcript is spliced from 15 exons. The record is from RefSeq and is a predicted model, not a curated record.
AUAGAAAUCCUCUUGUCAAUUUGUCAACAUGGCACACGUUUGCAAAAGGAACGCAAAAACAAAUUAUGCGCUUUCAAACGACUUUUAAAAAAUCUUCCUGGCUUUGAUCGUUCAAUACCAUGCGCUGUUUGAAGACGCGAACAUUGCUCGGUCUUUUUAUAGCGGGAUGGUUUAUUGGGGUGAUUUAUUUUAUCUCAGGCGUCAAAAGAUCCGAUCAAGCGACGCACGACGGUGACUCAUAUUUAGUGGAAUACGAUAAAUUUCUUGAUGGUGGUACUGUAGACUACCGUGAAGGAAUCACGUCGAAGAUCGAUGAUUCUAGGAUAGCAACUGCACCUAAUGUGCACAAUAAAUUAUCUUCUGAUACAAGAAGCAUUGAAAGUUUUGAUGCUGAUGGCUAUUUGGCUGGGGGGAAAUUAAAAGAAGGAGAGGAUUCGUAUGCAAAUAAUGCUUAUAAUCAAAAAGCGAGUGAAGAGGCUGCGUUUAACCGUGAGCCACCUGAUGUAAGACACGCACAAUGCCAGUCAAAAUCCUGGCCAAGUGAUUUACCAACUACAAGUGUUAUAAUCUGUUUUCAUAAUGAGGGAAGAGCAGCACUACUUAGGACUGUUGUUAGUGUACUUGUACAAACACCUGAACAUUUACUCAAAGAUAUAAUUUUAGUUGAUGAUAAUAGUAAAAAUGCGGAUGAUGGAAAGUUGUUGGAAAAACUUCCCAAAGUUAAAACAAUAAGAAAUAUCGGUAGAGAAGGUUUGAUUCGCAGCCGGGUAAAAGGGGCAAAUCUUGCCAGGGGUGCAGUAUUGACCUUUUUAGACAGUCAUUGUGAAUGUAAUAAACACUGGAUUGAACCAUUACUAUUGAGGAUCAAACAGAAUCCUAAAACAUUAGUUUCUCCAAUAAUUGAUGUGAUUAAUAUGGAUAAUUUUCAAUAUUUGGCUUCGUCGCCUGACUUACGCGGAGGGUUCAGUUGGAACAUGAAUUUUAAAUGGGAUUAUCUUCCUCAACACGUCUUGGCUGAAAGACGAAAUGCCCCAAUAUCACCGAUCAAAACUCCAGUCAUCGCUGGUGGUCUGUUUUCAAUUUCAAAAGCUUGGUUCUAUGAAAUUGGAAGAUACGAUCUCGACAUGGAUGUAUGGGGUGGAGAGAAUUUAGAGAUAUCAUUUCGCGUGUGGUUAUGUGGUGGGGCGAUGGAAAUCUUGCCUUGUUCAAGGGUCGGACAUGUUUUCCGCAAUAGACAUCCUUACGACUUCCCUGGUGGAAGUAUGAAUGUUUUUCAAAAAAAUAGUAGACGAGCUGCCGAAGUUUGGUUUGAUAAUUAUAAGAGAUAUUAUUACGCUGCCGUUCCGUAUGCAAAGAACAUCCCUUAUGGAGACAUUCGCGAGAGAAUUGAUCUGAAAAUGAAAUUAGGUUGUAAACCAUUCAGUUGGUACGUCAAAAACGUGUACCCGGAAUUAAAUGUUCCGAAGGAAGAGGACGCACAAGCUUUCGGCGAAUUGAGACAGGGAGAUGACUGUGUAGAUACGCUAGGUCACAAUAAUGCAGGCGGUACUGUUGGUAUGUUCAAAUGUCACGACGCCGGAGGUAACCAGUAUUGGACGUUUACAAAACACGGACAACUCAAGCACGAAGAACUUUGCUUGUCGGUGAAAAUUGGCCGGAUCAACGAAGUUGUAAGAUUUCAACCUUGCCUGGAAAAACAUCCUAGUCAGCAUUGGUUAUUGACAAUGGAUCAACAGCUACGUUUCAAAGGUUCCUUCUUUUGUCUCGACAGUCGAAACCACGAAACCAAAGGAAUUGGCAUAGCAAAGUGCGAAUCAGGCGUCAAAACACAAUCAUGGUCAUUUGGUGUCAAACUAUAACCUUGCCCAAUACACUAGUCCCAUUAUAAAUCAAUUUCACUCCAGCGUUGGCAAGUUUUACAAAGCUCAGCAGCUUACAACAUGUGCUGCGAAAUGUAACGAAAGACCAAUACACCCUUUCGAUAAUUACGUCACGAACACAUGACUUUCGGCCAAGUAGACGCGUCUGGUAGUAAAUUCAUGUUCAGUAAAUCCUAUAUACACGAAUUUGUAAUCCUCUAGGAUUAUGUCUAAGGUUAGGUGUAUGGUCAAUGAUUAGGGUUAACCCUAAUCUCAAGUGCAAUCCUAAUCCCUGCCAAUCGCGUAAUUAUUAAAAGGGUGUAUUUUUUGUCAUGUAGCACUGAAGUCUGCUACCAAAACACCGUGCUAGGAAGAUAUAGGAAUUCAAACAGUGUCUAAAUAAUUUUUUUUUCACAAAAUUGUCUUUUCUAUCUUUAAAAUAUAUUAGACAUAGAAGAAGAAUGUAUGAAAUUAGGCUAAAAGAAAUUUGCAGUAGUUUUUUGUCAAUGAAUUGUUUUCUUUUUCAAACCACACAAC